AUGGUUUUUACAUUGUAUAGUUUAAUUGAAGCUGCUCUUCUUGGUGUUAAUGCUGUGGCAAUACUUAAUGAACAAAGAUUUCUUUCAAAAUUGACUGGCGGUGGUGGAGGUCAUCAAGGUUAUCCUGGUGCUGCUGGUUAUGUGGAUGACAUGCAGAAUGCUGGUGGAGUUAAACAACAAUUAUUAACUCUAAUUCGUUCUGUACGAACAGUCAUGAGAAUUCCGCUGAUCGCUUUUAAUAUUAUUGCAAUUAUAUUUCUUAUUUUAUUUGGUUGA
Molecule: messenger RNA, 276 nt
Organism: Adineta steineri
Lineage: Eukaryota; Metazoa; Rotifera; Eurotatoria; Adinetida; Adinetidae
Source: the annotation of a GenBank genome assembly